AUGUUUGAUUGGAUUUUGUCGCCUUUCUUCGGAAAGCAAAACGAAGAGAAACCAGAUGCUUCUAUAUUUAAAAAGGCACUAGAACUCGCAGAAAAGGCUCUAGUAGUAGGUAAUGACCAAGAUCGUGCAAACGCUUUUUCAACUCUAAUAAAGUUUUCUCAUUCAUCACCAGAUUUAUCAUUUAUCGGUUUUUCUCUUACUCCUUUAAUAGCAUCUCCAAAUAUUAGAACUAGAAUCAUCGGAUUUAGAGCUAUGUCGAUAUUUUUAUCAUCAACUUCACCUGCUGUUGAAAUGCUUCCAUCAGUACUUAGAAAAUCAUUUCAAUAUGACGAACUUCUUAUUCCUGCACUUAGAGCUUUAACAUUUAUUAUAAAUCCAUUUGUUUUUCACUGUUUGAAGAAAGAUAUAAUUGAAAUAGCAACAGAAUCAAAUGAUGUACCAAGAUUACUUGCUUUACAUUGCGUUUAUUUAUCAUACAAACAAAAGCCAAAAUAUAUCAAACAUUUACUACCUCUUCUCAAAAGAGCAAUAGUCCAUCCUGCUCUCAGAUAUACGGCAUCUUCAAUACUAUGCGAAAUUUCAUACAAAGACUGUUCCCAGUUGAAACAAUUUAUUUCGAUCUUAUUAACCGAAAUUCCUUUGGCAACUCCACAUAUGUUCACCAAAUUUUCAAGAUUCUUACAGAAUUUCAUUAAUUUUGACCCUUCAACUGCUUCAUUAAUUGAAAAACCAAUUUUCCAGUAUUUGAAUCGAAAUGACGAUAUAAUUUCGACAUGUGAGGCUCCAUUUAUUAUUACAAAACUCCAAAACAAUGCACAAAUGAUCCAAUUAAUAGGAAAAAGACUUCAAACGAUAAUAUUAAACGAAACAGACUACAAUUAUCGAGCUCAAGUGUUAUGGUCAUUAUCACUGAUCUAUCCUGAGUUUACUAUUGAUACUGUUUUGUUAUCUGGAGUUGCAAAUUCAGAAGAUAAUUAUACUCGAAGCUGUGCACAACGAUUACGUACUGUUAUGACCACAGAUAAAGUCGCUGCUAUCAAUGAAAUCCUCAAAAUCAUUGAAAAAACCUGUGAUGCGUCACUUUUUGAAUUUGCUUUGAAUUACGUUCAGCCAAUUGGCCAAACUUACGUUCGUGUCUUAUUAGCGCUUGGACAGUUGAAUUCCUAUUAUAUUCAGAAGAAAGUGGCCAAUUUAAUCCUUUCUAUUUCGGAUCAAGAAACACAGCAACUUUUAUUGGACGAAUUAACAGAAACGAUCGCAGAAACGCCUGAGGAUCUCGUAGGAAACGCAAUGGCCCAAGCAAUUGCUAAUUGGUCGGGAAGAGAUUCUGAUAUCUCAAUUUUAAUUCCUCAUUCGAUAGGAAGUAGGGCUGUUGAAGACCAAAUACAUUUGGUAAAUUGCGCAAUGCAAUUAUGGACAAGAUUGCAGUUCAAAAUAUCUAAAAUUGUUUUGUUUAGAUUACAAUUUCUCACACAAUCGUUUGACCAUGAAGUCAGACAACUUGCAGGUCAACUUAUCGAUCUGGAUGCAAUUAUUGAAUAG
This is a messenger RNA of Trichomonas vaginalis G3, 1542 nucleotides long. RefSeq names its product intracellular protein transport. NCBI's taxonomy places the organism in Eukaryota, Parabasalia, Trichomonadida, Trichomonadidae. Gene Ontology annotation, cellular component: membrane coat. Gene Ontology annotation, biological process: vesicle-mediated transport; intracellular protein transport. Bases 1 to 1542 code for a protein of 513 amino acids. The transcript has a single exon. The record is from RefSeq and is a predicted model, not a curated record.